UGUGUUCUGCUGUUUACCAUAAGCUGCAGUAAAAUGAGCUCAAGCAUUGACAGAGAUGACAGUAGUAUAUUUGAUGGAUUGGUGGAAGAAGAUGACAAGGACAAAGCAAAAAGAGUAUCUAGAAACAAAUCUGAAAAGAAGCGUAGAGAUCAGUUUAAUGUUCUCAUUAAGGAGCUGGGAUCCAUGCUUCCUGGGAAUGCUAGAAAGAUGGACAAGUCCACUGUUCUGCAAAAAAGCAUUGAUUUUUUACGGAAACACAAAGAAAUCACUGCGCAGUCAGACGCUAGUGAGAUUCGACAGGACUGGAAACCUGCAUUCCUUAGCAAUGAAGAGUUUACGCAGCUCAUGUUAGAGGCUCUUGAUGGUUUUUUUUUAGCAAUCAUGACAGAUGGAAGCAUAAUAUAUGUGUCUGAGAGUGUAACUUCAUUGCUUGAACAUUUACCAUCUGAUCUUGUGGAUCAAAGCAUAUUUAAUUUUAUGCCAGAGGGGGAACAUUCAGAGGUUUAUAAAAUACUCUCUACCCAUCUGCUGGAAAGUGAUUCAUUAACCCCUGAAUACUUAAAAUCAAAAAAUCAGUUAGAAUUCUGUUGUCAUAUGCUUCGAGGAACAAUAGACCCCAAGGAGCCAUCUACCUAUGAGUAUGUGAGAUUCAUAGGAAACUUCAAAUCAUUAAGUAGUGUGUCCACCUCAGCACACAAUGGCCUUGAAGGAACUAUACAGCACACACAUCGGCCUUCCUAUGAGGAGAGAAUUUGUUUCGUAGCUACCGUGAGGCUGGCUACCCCACAGUUCAUCAAGGAAAUGUGCACUGUUGAAGAACCCAAUGAAGAAUUCACAUCCAGGCAUAGUUUAGAAUGGAAAUUCCUCUUUCUAGAUCACAGGGCACCGCCCAUAAUCGGAUACCUGCCCUUUGAAGUUUUGGGAACAUCAGGCUAUGAUUACUAUCACGUGGACGACCUAGAAAACUUGGCGAAAUGUCACGAGCACUUAAUGCAGUAUGGGAAAGGCAAAUCAUGUUAUUACAGGUUCCUGACCAAAGGGCAGCAGUGGAUUUGGCUGCAAACUCAUUAUUAUAUCACUUACCACCAGUGGAAUUCAAGGCCAGAGUUUAUUGUUUGUACUCACACUGUAGUAAGUUACGCAGAAGUUAGGGCUGAGAGAAGACGAGAACUUGGCAUUGAAGAAUCUCUGCCAGAGACAGCUGCUGACAAAAGCCAAGAUUCUGGUUCCGAUAACCGUAUAAACACGGUCAGUCUCAAGGAGGCACUGGAAAGGUUUGACCACAGCCCGACCCCUUCUGCUUCCUCCCGGAGUUCAAGAAAAUCAUCGCACACGGCUGUUUCAGACCCUUCCUCAACCCCAACGAAGAUCCCCGCAGGCGGCAGCACUCCUCCCCGGCAGCGUGUGCCAGGCCACGAGAAGGCGGCCCGGGGCAGGCCGUCCUUCAGCAGCCAGUCCAUGAAUUCUCAGUCUAUUGGUCCGUCAUUAACACAGCCAGUGAUGUGUCAGCCUGCACACCUAGCAGUUCCACAAGGCAUGUCCCAGUUUCAGUUUUCAGCUCAACUAGGGGCCAUGCAGCAUCUGAAAGACCAGUUGGAGCAAAGGACACGGAUAAUAGAGGCAAAUAUUCAUCGGCAACAGGAAGAACUAAGAAAAAUCCAAGAACAGCUUCAACUCGUCCAUGGCCAAGGGCUACAGAUGUUUUUGCAACAGUCAAACCCUGGGUUGAAUUUGGGGUCUGUUCAACUUCCUUCUGGAACUUCACCAAGCGUCCAGCAACUGGCACCUGUGAAUAUGCAAGGCCCGGUUGUUCCUGCUGGCCAGACUCAGAGUGGGAUGACUCCUGGGCACACUGGCACAAGUCAGCACCUACUAGCGCAGCCGACUUUGCAAAAUACAUCAGGACAGAGUCAACCCGGUGUGCUGAGCGGGCACAGUCAGCAGGCCUCUCUCCCCAGUCAGACACAGAGCACUCUGCCAGCCCCGCUCUACAACACCAUGGUGAUUUCUCAGCCAGCGGCCGGGAGCGUGGUCCAGAUCCCGUCAAGCGUGCCGCAGAGCAGUGCCCGGAGUGCCACAGUCAGCACCGUCACUCAGGACAGGCAGAUCAGGUUUUCUCAAGGUCAACAACUUGUGACCAAAUUGGUGACUGCCCCAGUGGCAUGUGGAGCGGUCAUGGUGCCCAGUACCAUGCUCAUGGGGCAGGUGGUGACUGCAUACCCCGCCCUGGCUGCCCAGCAGCAGCCGCCCCAGGCGCUGUCCGCGCUGCAGACACAGCCGCCGCCUCCAGGCUCCCAGGAGCAGCCGCUCCCGGCCGUCCAGCAGGCGUCUCCAGCACAGCUCACGCAGCCCCCGCAGCUCCCGCAGCCCCCGCAGCCAUUCCUCCAGACUUCCAGGUUGCUCCAUGGGAGCCCGUCAGCUCAGCUCAUCCUCUCGGCCGCAUUUCCACUGCAGCCCAGCACUUUCCCGCCGGCGCAUCACCAGCAACACCAGUCGCAGCAGCAGCUGGGACGGCACAGGACCGACAGCUUGAGUGACCCCUCCAAGGCCCAGCCCCAGUAGCACACCUGCGUCCUCUGACAUGACGGUGAGGGAAGGGGUGUGGCCCACAGUCGCUUCAUGACCUGUGGACCAGGUCUACAGGUGCAGUACUGGGGUUGUAGCUCCUGCGCUCCUGGCACUGCAGAUGCGCCUGAAACACCAGCCACUGGGGGGCCCAGAGGCAGAGCCAAGCCUGACAGUGUUUCAGCUGCCCAGAAAUCUUGAUGGAAAAAGAGUAUAUUGCCAAAUGAUAAGAAGCUCAUCGAUGAAACGGCCCAGUCCAUCAGAAAGAUACGUGCCACGCCAGUGACUGAGCGGCUCUGUGCCCAUCAGCCAGAGCCACGGAGCACUGCGGCUGCCACCGUGAGGGUAGUCUGGAGGACAAGGGGCCGCCUGGCCCUUCUCCCUUCUCAGAGAAUGAUGGGCCAGUAAUUGGUUUCAGAAUGUAGUGUGAUGAAUUCUCUCUGUACAGAUGCUGUAAAAUUAUGUGUAUGUCUGGAUAAAAGGAGAGAAUGCAGAA
Molecule: messenger RNA, 3061 nt
Organism: Ochotona princeps (American pika)
Lineage: Eukaryota; Metazoa; Chordata; Mammalia; Lagomorpha; Ochotonidae
Gene: CLOCK
Product: clock circadian regulator
Exons: 20
Biological process (GO): regulation of transcription by RNA polymerase II; circadian regulation of gene expression
Cellular component (GO): cytoplasm; CLOCK-BMAL transcription complex; nucleus
Molecular function (GO): DNA-binding transcription factor activity, RNA polymerase II-specific; protein dimerization activity; E-box binding
Source: RefSeq, a predicted model, not a curated record